AUGGCUGAGCAGCUUGCAAGAGGAAAUCAAUAUCAAUACACUGCAAACUCCAAUCUCGUCCUUCAGGCUAACCGAUCAGAAUUACCUCGAAGAGAUCAUGAGCCUUCUGGUGAACCAGAAUCAUUAUGGGGUAAAAUUAAUCCAAAAGAUUUUGGUUCCCGAGCUCAAAGGGACACUGUAAAAGAUAUACAGGCAAAAAGGAAAAAAUCCCAACAAGCUGCUGAGGCUGAAGAAAAGAAGAGACGUCGAAAAGAAGAAAGUUCAUUGAAGAAAGCAUAUGGUUACUCUAAUGUAUUAGCAGCAACUGAGUAUUUCGAUGGACAAUCUUAUAGACCAAGAACAAAAGAAACCCGUGAAACGUAUGAAUUGAUGUUGGCAUUUGUUCACCAACACCUUGGUGAUCAAGCUCAAGAUGUUGUCCGUAGUGCUGCAGAUGAUAUCUUAAAAAUAUUGAAAGAUGAGAAUCUCAAAGAUUUUGAUAGAAAAAGAGAGAUCGAGUCUUUUAUUGGUUCAAUGGAACCAGAACGCUUUGCUCAGUUGGUUAAUUUGGGAAAGAAAAUUACCGAUUAUCAUACAGGAGAAGUGAUGGAUCUGGAUAAAGAAGGAGAUACAGGAGAAAUUGAUGAUGAAUUAGGGGUUGCUGUAGUUUUUGAUGAAGAGGAAGAAGUGGAAGAUGAGUAUGGAACCUAUGAAGUGGAAUCUGAAGAGGAGGAGGAUGAUGAAGGCGGAGUAGAGGCAGAGACAACUGGAAUAUUAGGUGUGGGACAAAUCGAAGACGACGAAGAUAAGGAAAUUGCUUCAGAUGAGGAAAAUGAAGGUUUUAAAACUGUUAUAGGACCAGAAAUAUCAAAAUCGAAGAAAAUUUCUGUCGCACAGACAGAUCAAAAAAUAUCGCCACACGAUAUUGAUGCCUUUUGGCUUCAACGUUUGGUCGCUAAUUAUUAUUCGGAUCCACAUACAGCACAAGAGAAAACUUCAAGUACAAUGCAAAUUCUCGUUUCAGAUAUAAAUACACGCGAUUGUGAAAAUGAGUUAAUGUCUUUAUUUGAAUAUGACAAAUUUGAUCUUGUAAAAAUAUUGACUCGUAAUCGUGAUUUAAUCGUUUGGUGCACUAAGCUAGCUAGAACUGGUACUGAUGGAGAGGAACGUCAAAAUAUUGAAAAAGAUAUGCGCGAACUUGGAUUAGAAUGGAUUUUGAGAGAUCUCGGUGGGGAAAGGAUUCGUCGUGGUGAAGGUGCUGCACGUAAGGGUGUUGUUGAGGAUGCAAUGGAAAUUGAUGAUAGAACUGUUUUUUCACUUGGUCCAAUACCGGCUGCUGUCAAAGCUACAUUGCCUCCUGGUACAACGGCAACACCAAAAGCAGUAGUAGAUUUAGAAACUUUAAUGUUUACUCAGGGUGGUCAUUUAAUGUCGAAUAAAAAAUGCAAACUACCUGAGGGCUCAUUUAAACGCUCUAAGAAGGGCUAUGAAGAAAUUCAUGUCCCUGCACCAAAACAAAAACCAUUUUCAGAUGAUGAAAAGCUCAUUCCAAUUAAGGAACUUCCUGUAUGGAUACAAGAUGCAUUUAAGGGUGCAAGAACUCUUAAUCGUAUACAAAGUCAAAUUUAUCCCGUUGCAUUUGGACAAGAUGAAAAUUUAUUAGUCUGUGCACCAACUGGUUCAGGAAAAACGAAUGUUGCCAUGUUGUGUAUUCUUAAUGAAAUUGAAAAAAAUCGUGAUGUAGAAACAGGCAUUAUUGACACGGACUCUUUUAAGAUUGUAUAUAUUGCCCCAAUGAAAGCUCUUGUACAAGAAAUGGUUGGCAACUUUUCAACUCGAUUACAACCAUAUGGUAUUAAAGUUGCUGAAUUGACCGGAGAUCGUCAACUUACCAAACAACAAAUUUCAGAAACGCAAAUUAUAGUCACUACACCCGAAAAAUGGGAUGUUAUAACAAGAAAAGCCACUGAUAGAAGUUAUACAAAUCUUGUUAAACUUAUCAUUAUUGAUGAGGUGCAUUUGCUUCAUGACGAUCGAGGUCCUGUACUAGAAAGUAUUGUUGCUCGUACUAUUCGUCACAUGGAGCAAACUCAAGAAAUGAUUCGAUUAGUGGGUCUAUCCGCUACUCUUCCUAAUUAUGGUGACGUAGCUACAUUUUUGCGUGUAGACCCCAAAAAGGGUUUAUUUCAUUUCGAUAGCACAUUUCGUCCGUGUCCAUUAAAACAGGAAUUUAUCGGAGUUACAGAAAAAAAGGCAAUCAAGCGAUUCCAGGUCAUGAAUGAAGUUACAUAUCAAAAAGUUAUAGAUCAAGCUGGAAAAAAUCAGGUAUUAAUAUUUGUUCAUUCAAGAAAGGAAACUGCAAAGACGGCAAAGACAAUUAAAGAUAUGGCAUUAGAUAAGGACACACUUGGACUAUUCCUUAACCCAGGUUCAGUUAGUAAGGAAGUUUUGCAGGAUGAACUUCAAAGUAUAAAAGAUCCAAACCUUCAGGAGUUGUUGCCUUUUGGAUUCGCUAUACAUCAUGCAGGAAUGUCACGUACUGAUCGUACUACUGUUGAGGAUUUGUUUGCUGAUGGCCAUAUUCAAGUUCUCGUGUCCACUGCAACCUUAGCUUGGGGUGUUAACUUACCUGCACAUACCGUCAUUAUUAAAGGAACGCAAAUUUAUUCACCUGAAAAAGGUCGUUGGGUAGAAUUAAGUCCUCAGGAUGUACUUCAAAUGUUGGGACGUGCAGGUCGUCCACAAUUUGACACUUUUGGUGAGGGUAUAAUUAUAACGUCCCACACUGAACUUCAAUAUUAUUUAUCUCUUUUAAAUCAACAAUUACCAAUUGAAAGUCAGUUUAUAAGUAAAAUGGCUGAUAAUUUAAACGCAGAGAUUGUCUUGGGUACAGUAAGAAACCGAGAUGAAGCAGUUCAAUGGUUAGGAUAUACGUAUUUAUAUGUUCGCAUGUUACGUAAUCCCAAUCUUUAUGGUAUUUCUAUGGACUAUUUAGAAGACGAUCCAUACCUUGAACAAAAACGAGUCGAUUUAGUUCAUUCAGCUGCUAUACUAUUAGACAAAUCUAAUUUGAUAAAAUAUGAUAAGAAAACUGGUAGAUUUCAGGUUACCGAGUUGGGUCGCAUUGCUUCACAUUUUUACAUUACCCACACGUCAAUGUCUACGUACAACCAGCACUUAAAACCUAUGAUGGGUCAUAUUGAAUUGUUCCGUGUGUUCGCACUUUCCGAUGAAUUCAAAUAUAUCCCUGUUCGUGAAGAAGAAAAGCUUGAAUUAUCCAAAUUACUUGAACGUGUACCUAUACCUGUAAAGGAAAGCAUUGAAGAACCAACUUCUAAAAUUAACGUCCUUUUACAAUCUUACAUUUCACAACUAAAACUUGAAGGUUUUGCACUGGUUUCUGAUAUGGUUUAUGUUACACAGUCAGCAAGUAGAAUUCUCAGAGCAAUGUUUGAAAUAUGUCUUAAGCGAGGUUGGUCUCAAUUAUCUAGAAGGGCUUUAGACCUCUGUAAAAUGGUAGAAAAACGUAUGUGGCUUUCAAUGUCACCGUUACGACAAUUUAAACAAAUGCCCAUGGAGGUGGUUAAAAAAGUAGAAAAGAAAGAUUUCCCUUGGGAGAGAUAUUUUGAUCUGAAUCCACAAGAAAUUGGGGAACUUGUUGGAAUACCCAAAGUUGGAAAAUUGAUUCACAAGUUUAUUCAUCAAUUUCCGAAAUUAGAUCUUGUUACUUAUGUUCAACCGAUUACUAGAUCAUUAUUAAGGGUUGAACUCAAAAUCACACCUGAUUUUAUGUGGGAUGAAAAGGUUCAUGGUACAGCCGAAGCAUUUUGGGUUAUUGUCGAAGACGUUGAUGGUGAUGUUAUAUUGUAUCACGAUUCAUUCAUUCUCAAACAAAAAUACGCAGAAGAGGAUCAUGUUAUAACGUUCACUGUUCCACUUUUUGAACCGUUACCACCAAAUUAUUUUAUUUCCAUUAUAGCGGAUCGUUGGUUACAUUGUGAAACUAAGUUACCAAUAUCAUUUAGACACUUAAUACUUCCAAAGAAGUACCCUCCACAUACAGAGUUACUUGAUUUGCAACCUUUACCUGUAUCAGCUUUACGCAAUCCCGAAUAUGAGGCUGUAUAUAAUGAAUGGGUUGAUAAAUUUAACCCUAUUCAAACUCAAGUAUUCAAUGCUUUAUAUAACAUGGAUGAUAAUGUCUUCGUUGGAGCUCCUACAGGAAGUGGAAAAACAGUUUGUGCUGAAUUUGCCCUUCUUCGCUUAUGGACUAAACAAAAUCACGGACGUUGUGUGUAUAUCGCGCCGUUCCAGGAAGUUGUUGAUCUUCAAGUUGCACUGUGGAGACAAAAAUUUGGCAAAAUACAAGGUGGAAAGAAUAUAGUGGCACUUACCGGUGAGACAAGUGCGGAUCUUCGCUUACUUGAAAAUGGGGAUGUAAUAUUUGCCACACCUACGCAAUGGGAUGUAAUGUCUCGUCGAUGGAAACAACGCAAAAAUGUUCAAACCGUGGCAUUGUUUAUAGCGGAUGAAUUACAUUUGAUUGGCAGUGAUGUUGGACCAACAUACGAAAUCAUUGUCUCGCGAAUGCGUUACAUCGCACAUCAAACGAAGAAUCCAAUUCGCAUUGUAUGUUUAAGUACUUCGUUGGCCAAUGCUCAAGAUCUCGGAGAAUGGAUUGGUGCAACUCCUCAUACCAUUUUUAAUUUUCAUCCUAGCGUUCGUCCUGUACCGUUAGAAAUUCACAUUCAGAGUUACAGUAUACCUCAUUUUGCUUCACUCAUGAUGGCCAUGGCUAAACCAACCUACGUUGCUAUCACAACUUAUUCUUCCGAUAGACCAGCUAUUAUAUUUGUACCAUCUCGUAAGCAAUGUCGACUUACCGCUGUAGAUUUACUCACUUUUUGUGCUGCUGACGGAACACCAGAUCGUUUCUUUCAUGCACGUGCCAAUGAUAUUGAAAAUCAUUUGAAUAAUGUAAAUGAUAAAGCUUUAGCUGAAACCCUACGACAUGGAGUUGGUUUUUAUCAUGAAGCUUUAAGCAAACAAGAUAAACGAAUCGUAGAAGAACUAUUUGAAAGCGGGGCAAUUCAAGUCGUUGUGGCGUCACGUGAUACAUGUUGGGGCAUAAAUUUGAGUUGUCACAUGGUUAUUAUUAUGGGAACUCAAUUCUUUGAGGGUAAGGAGCAUCGAUAUGCCGAUUAUCCAAUAACAGAUGUUCUUCAAAUGAUGGGUAGAGCUUGUCGACCACGACAAGACGAAACUGGUCGAUGUGUCUUGAUGUGUCAAGCAAUCAAGAAAGAUUUUUAUAAAAAAUUCUUGUAUGAAGCAUUACCUGUGGAGUCGCAUUUGGAUCACUUUUUACAUGACCAUUUCAAUGCUGAGAUAGUCACUAAAACCGUUGAGAAUAAACAAGACGCUGUUGAUUAUCUUACUUGGACAUUUUUAUAUCGCCGUAUGGUAGAAAACCCGAAUUAUUAUGGUAUGCAAGGUUCCGAUCAUAGGCACUUAUCAGACCACUUAUCCGAAUUAGUCGAGACAACUGUCAAUGAUUUAGCCGCUUCAAAAUGUAUUACUCUAGAAGAUGAAUUAGACGUUUCACCACUUAAUCUAGGUAUGAUUGCUGCUUAUUAUAAUGUUAGUUAUGUAACGGUAGAAAUGUUCAGUAUGAGUUUGAAUGAAAAAACCAAGCUUAAAGGACUUUUGGAGAUUUUGUCAUCUGCGGCCGAAUUUGAGUCUAUUCCUAUUCGUCAUCAUGAAGAUAGCGUUCUUAAGAAAAUAUAUGAGCGACUUCCGGUCAAACUUGGAAAUCCAAAAUUCAAUUCUCCACAUAUCAAAACCAAUAUUAUGUUACAAGCUCAUUUCUCAAGGACACAAUUACCACCAGAUUUGCAAUCUGAUCAAGCAACCGUUUUGGGCAAAGUUAUUCCUUUGAUCCAAGCAGUUGUUGAUGUUAUAAGUUCCAACGGAUGGUUGAAACCUGCUUUAGCUGCUAUGGAGUUAGCACAGAUGUGUGUGCAGGCUCUGUGGGAUCGUGAUUCACCAUUAAAACAAAUACCUUAUUUCACCACAGAAAUCAUUAAACGCUGUGAAGAAAGAGAUAUUGAUACAGUUUUUGGGAUUAUCGAACUCGAAGACGAAGACCGAAAUGAGAUACUUCGAAUGGAUGGGAAACAAUUACGCGAAGUUGCUCGUUAUGUUAAUCGAUACCCCAGUAUUGAUGUCAAAUUUAAUUUAAAGGACGAAGAUGAGCUUAUUGCAGGUUCUCAAGGUGUCAUUGAAGUAAAACUUAACCGUGAAGUUGAUGAAGAUGAUGAGAUAGUAGGACCGGUUAUUGCACCAUUUUUCCCACACAAAAAAGAUGAAGGGUGGUGGAUCGUUUUUGGUGACAUGGAAAAGAAUUCAUUACUUGGUAUUAAACGUAUUACCUUAAAUAAAACUCUUGGUGUAAAGUUAGACUUUACUUGUCCACCAGAAGCUGGCGAACAUUUAUUAAAAUUAAUCUAUAUGUCAGACUCGUAUAUGGGAUGCGAUCAAGAAUUUGAGAUACCGAUUACAGUUCAGGAAGGAGCUGAAGAUAGUGAAGAAGAGGGAGUAGCAAUGGAAACAUAG
Messenger RNA from Funneliformis geosporum, 6591 nucleotides. NCBI's taxonomy places the organism in Eukaryota, Fungi, Glomeromycota, Glomeromycetes, Glomerales, Glomeraceae. The record is from the annotation of a GenBank genome assembly.